UGGUCAGGAACUGGCCAGGAGCGGACGAACAGGCAGUGAAGGAAUCCCAAAACUUUUCCAACACAAAGUACCGCGGUUUGUUUGACUUCGGCUUCGGUAUGUGACCACAAGUGAGAAUAGCGGCUUCGUUGCCUGCCUUGUGUGUCGGUGAUGAAUUGAAUGCUACUUACCGCCUGGGAGAAGGAAACUUACGUGAGGAGAAAACUUCUGAAAUGAUGCCCGUGCGACUGCAUCCCUCCCUCCAAAGUUCAGCUAAGGUGGCUAACGUUAGCUAGCGGAGGAGACAGCCUGCUAACUGGUGUAAAGUUUUGACAAACUUUGUUUAUGUGUUGAAACAAUUCAUAACAAAGCAGCCGACUAGUUGAGCAGGCCGUGAGGAUAUAUAAUAUCACGGACAGCCGAGAGCUCUCAUCCUUGGCUUGUUAUCGUUACCAGGCCAGGUUACAUUAUCAAGCUAAUCAUUUUUAGCCAGGAGGAGUUAGCUGACAGACCGCUAGCCUCUGUGGAGUCAGUUUACAAAAUCUAAUGCGGAUAAACUUUCAGUGAAGAAUGACACAACACUCAAUUCUAGCGAAAUAGCUGACCCUGAAGUCCAUAAUGGAGGGACUGCUUUAUCUGUAGCGUUCAUGGAGACUGGACGCUGCUGUGCAUGGACCAGCUGAGGCGUAUCAGUACUUGUGGGAUGAUACUUGAAGUGGAGAUAUGACAGAUGAAUAGCCCUGUGAGGAGACCUUCAUACCGCAGCUGGAUCUAAUUACAUUGUCCUUAUCUUAUCACCUAGGCUGUAAAAGUCAGUAGUAAUGGCAUGGACAGGUAGUAAACAUAUGGCAAAUUAAGUCAAAAGGCUCUGUGGACAUUUCUGACAAGCUGUGUGACCUUUUGUUUUUGAUACAAGCUUUUGACCCAAGCCUCACCAUCAGCAUCUGACUCUCCUGUGAUAUUCAGCCCACUGUUCAUAACCCACAUCCAGAGGGCCUGGGUCUUGGAUGAAGAGGACAGUACCAUGAUGAAGGUUACAGUCACUUUUGGGCAGACAGGUGUGGUGGUGCCCUGCAAGGAGGGAUGGACUGUGAGGGACCUCAUCCAGCAAGCCACACAGAGAUACAGAAAACUCCUAGAACAGGAAGGAGAGUUUCUUGUUCGGACUCACCAUGUUGAAUACUGUGACGGGGGAAUUCUGGACCCUGAUGAUAUAUUGAGUGACCUAGUGGAAGACAAGGACAAGCUGAUGGCGGUGUAUGAGGAGCAGGAAGCCCAGCAGAGGGGUGUGGCUAACGCAAGCCUCACCCCCAGCCCUGACCUCUACCAAUCAGAGCUUUCUGUCUUCCAACCAAUCACAGGAGGGGAGAUUGAAGUCAACUCCUCUGCCCUGAAGUCCAACACCCCUCUGUUGGUGAGAAGCAGCAGUGACUCAGCCCUCAGUCCUCAGCCCACAGAGCCUGAGCCCUCUCCGAGUGAGGACACCAGUGUCAUGGCAGCCAGUCCUGCUGUGGAGAAACCAGCAGGGAUGGAGCGACCCCAGGGCAAACACACCUUCAGUGACAGCCUGACGAGAACAGUGGAGAUCUUGGGUGAGGACAGUCCCCUGGGAAUCCACGUGGUUCCUUACAGCUCGUCACUCAGUGGAAGGUCUCUUGGUCUGUACAUCCGUGGCGUAGAAGAGGAGAGUCGAUCAAGAAAGGAGGGCUUGUUUCAAGAGGAAGAGUGCAUCGUGAAGAUCAACAACACCGACCUCAUGGACAAGACUUUUAGCCAAGCCCAGGAAGUAUUCCGCCAGGCAAUGCGUUCCCCAAUCGUCCGUUUGGAAGUAGUGCCCUCCUCUAACAGGGAACGCUAUGAGAAGAGUCUGAUUGGUCAGCUGUUUGGCAACAGUGCUGGACCAGAGAGCAGCCCCAGAAUCACAAAGACCAAAGAGCCACCUCCACCUGUGAAAGCCAAACCUGCCUUUAAGCCCCCUGAGAACCCAUCCACACGGAUGACAGAUGAAGCUGCCAUUAUGGAAGCUAAUACACCAAAGGGAAGGAGUGAGAGCCCUCUCUAUAGGAAGAGUCCCGCCCUCUCCAACUUGGUGGCCAAUAAGCGAGGAGGACGCAGAUUGAGGAUUGAUCUAAAGAAAGGUUCAGAGGGGCUUGGCUUUACUGUAGUCACCAGGGAUUCUUCAGUUCAUGGUCCUGGUCCCAUCCUUGUCAAAAACAUACUGCCACGUGGAGCUGCCGUCAAAGAUGGACGUCUACAGUCUGGAGACCGCAUACUGGAGGUCAACGGUGUGGACAUCACAGGUGUGGGACAGGAGGAGCUGGUGUGUAUGCUACGCAGCACACGUCAGGGAGAGAGUGUGUGUCUCGUGGUUCUACGGCAGGAGGACAUGUUCCUGCCACGAGAGAUGAGGGACGAGGUGUCCCGUGUGCCAGGCUUUGUUUCCGAGAAUGGGAAGGAGCAGCUAAUGUUCGAAGUGCCCCUCAAUGACAGCGGCUCGGCAGGGCUCGGCAUCAGCCUCAAAGGAAACAAGUCGAGGGAGACAGGAGAGGACCUGGGAAUCUUCAUCAAAUCCAUUAUUCAUGGAGGGGCUGCGUACAAGGAUGGGCGUCUGUGUGUCAAUGACCAGCUGGUAGCAGUCAACGGAGAAUCUCUGCUUGGGCGCUCCAACCAUGUUGCCAUGGAAACGCUCCGUCGCUCUAUGUCACAGGAGGGAAACGUAAGGGGGAUGAUCCAACUUGUGGUGCUGAGGGCUCUGAAGAAUCAACAUGGAGUGUCACCCAAUCGCUCAUUUGACAGCUCAUCUGGCCUGUCAGGACAGGUGAGCCCCGUGAACAGUCAGACUAACGGCCAUAUGAACUCUCCCAUGAUGGACAACACUCACUAUCAAUCCAAUGUGACUAAUGGGGGUUAUUCUCACAUGGACGAGGAUGAGGACGGGGAGCUGUACGGGCAUGAUCCAGAGUUCAGCAGCUCAAUCCAACACUCCUAUCUAUCAGAAAGGGACAACUCUUCCACAGCUCAGCCCCAGUCUCCCACACAGAAAGAGAACCAGUGGCAGUUCCAGCACGUCAAAGCCUCCAAGAGCAUGGACUUGGUUGCAGAUGAGAGCAACAUCGGAGCCUCUGUUGGGAGCCCUGCAGCUCCAUCAACGCCUGUGGAGCUCGGACCCACCCUCGGCCUGAAGAAGUCCAGUUCUUUGGAGAGUCUCCAGACAGCCAUGUCUGAGGUGAACAGAAAGAACGACUUCCUCCCAUUUCACCGACCUCGCCAAAAUAUGGUCAGGGGAAGAGGCUGCAACGAGAGCUUCAGAGCUGCUAUCGAUAAAUCUUAUGAUGGCCCAGCAGAAGAUGAUGAUGAUGAUGAUUCUGAGCAAAGUUCGGGCCGUGACACCCCUGCAAGUGGUUCAUCUCGUCAGGGAGCAGGGGAUCGGAUAGAGGAGAAGAGUAAAAAAGACAAAAAGAAGAAAACAAAAAUGAAGAAGAAAGAAAAGAAUAAGGUGAAAGUAAAAGAAAAAGAAAAGGAGAAAAAGAAACCGGUGGAGAACGAGGAGCCAGAGAAGAAGAGCAAGAAAAUUGGCUUUGGUCUACUGAGGUUUGGGAAGAAAAAAGACGAGAAGAAGGAGGCAAAAGCAGCUCUGCAGCGACAGAAGUCGGAUGUCCUGAGCGAUCAUGAGUUUGAGAGGAUGAAGGAGGAGAGAGAAAGAAUCGAGGCCUCUCAUCCUGAGCUUCGACAACACCAAACCAGAGACCAGCAAGGUGGUGGUGGAGGGUCGGUGUUUCCUGAUGUUGAGGAUGAUGAUGCAGAUCCAAACUAUGCCAGAAUACAGACCUUCAGAGACCGUGAUCCUGGCUCCAUACCCCAGCCGCUGUCUCAGUCACCCCCCUACAGUACAAUACCGCACACUUACGCUCGCACUCCUUCUCCACAAGGCCCUUUAGCCUUUCCAGGGCAUGGAAAUCAUCAGAGCAGUCCAGGAGCCAUCCCUGAUGAGGACCACAUUGAUAGGCUGUAUGCAAAGGUCAAUAAACCACGGGGAGGAACUGGAACGGCAUCUCCUCCUGUCUCUGCUACUACCAAUGACAGUGUGGACAGGAUCCAACAGCUAAGAAGAGAAUACCAGCAGGCAAGAAGAGAAGGAAUAGUGCCACCUUAUGAAGAACUGGACCCACGGCGCAGAGGACAUGAGAAUGAUGCACACAGGAUGCCUGGCAGAGGACCGGAUCCCCGUUUGGCACCACGAUAUGAAGAGGUGGAACGUCAGUACGCUUCUUUACCAAGACGAGGCCCGCUGGAUCCAGCUGACCACCCAAUGCAGCCCUGGUCAGGCCAUUACCCCGCACCCCAGGCACCACAAGCAUACCAGCAGUCUCCAUCGUACCCAAACCCCCACUCUGGACCAUCUUACGCAGGUUACCAACCUGGCCAGCCGUAUGCACGGCCAGUGGACCCUCGGGGCAUCGACCCAGGGUACUACCCUCACCCAAGCUCUCAGCAGAGAGGUCCCCUGCGGCAGGACGUUCCCCCCUCUCCUAUCCCCCCUCUUCGUGGUCUAAGAUAUGACACUAUGACAAGAGGAACCGGGGGAGGAGGCUACAGGUAGGGGGUGUUUGGAAGAAGAAGAAGACUCCAGGCACAUGAUGGAUCCCAGUCCAGACCAACAUGGCUAUACUGGGAAAGGAGGAAGACACCAACACCAAACCAACCAGAGACAGAAGAAUGCCAUGACUGCAGCUGUGUAGACCCAUCAUGUCCAGAGAUGAACAUCACAUUCCUUACUGCUUUGUGUUGUGUAGCUCUCAAGCUCCUGGUACUGCAAUGAAAUAGAGUUGACACCUCUAAACGGUGUGAUUGAAUCACCAUCAUUAUCAAACACUGUGUAAGCCGUUUGAAGUAUAUGGUAAUACACAGACAAGCAAGGUAAAGGAGGUUAAUUACAGCGUGGCCUGGGUGUGCACAAUAUCUUGUUGUUUGAAGUCAUUUAAAUUGCUUUAAGUCAUCAGAGAGUAAAACUUUGGCAGAGUAUUACAAUUCACUCUGCUCUGCUCUAAAGUGGGUUUAGAUCCAUUUAAAUUAAGGCAGUAAAAGAGCACCAACAGUUCUACUCACUCAUUUUGAAUCAGGCAGUUUCAUUGCUGCAACUGCAAAGCAAGACAAUUUAAUGUUUUUUAUACAAACACACAACCUGUUUGGCUGCCCUCUGGCUAUGCUAGGUGGGCAUUUAGAGAGAUAAGUAAAUACCAGUGUUUUGGUUGGUUAACCCCAAAAUUUAAUCCUUGAGAAUGAAACAAGUCUGUGUUGACUGAAAGUGUUUGUAAGGUAUUAUUUGAGCUCUCAAGGUUAAUGUGAGAAGAAGUCUAAAUGUUUCUGCAUCUAAAACAGGGGUGUCCAAACUUUAUCCACAGAGGGCCUCAUACAGAAAUAUAUUAGGAUAGUGGGGCUACCUUCAUAUUCCUCGCCAUGAGGAUUUUAAAGUUAGUAAGGCUAAUCCAAUGUAAGUUAAUAUAUGCUUAGCAAUUGAGUAUGCCUAAAUGGCUAGUUAAUGGCUGACAGGGCAAAUAGACCGUCAUUUUCAAAUUUCAGGGGGCCCCGUUUAACCCUGGGUACCACUGGCUUUGCCUCUGAAAAGUUAUUGGUGCUAUUUGCUGUGAUAAUCCAUCAGGACUUUAUUAAUCAAGAUAUCUUGUCAAAUUGUUAGUUUACAGAUUUAACUUGGUAGCACUGCCUUGUGCUGAAAACAAAUACAAUACAGUUAAGCCCAAGUUUCAUGUUUUAAUGUGGACCAUAUUUCAUUUUAUCUCAGGAAUUUGCUGCAGGCCAAUAAAAAAUGGGCCAUAGUUCGGACACCCCUGAUAUAAAACUGAGAGAGCAGCAUGCUGGUCUAAAGAAGCUUUCUCUAUCCUGUAACUGUUACUAAAGAAAAGUGACUACACAUUCAAAAGGGAUACAUCCCUUCAUUGGAGAUUGUCUAAAUGACCUCUUUAAAGCCAAAGCAUUUGAACCAUAGACACAUCUUUCUGUAGUAUACAUUUUUCUCACUCCCCUAAUAGGGAGAGUACCACUUUUAACAUAUACCACUUUGUAAGGUUACACAUUUUAUACCUGUUACUGAUCCUGACUGAUUAUAGUGUUUUAUCAAUGAUUUACAGAGAAGGUUUGAAUAAAGUUCACUGAAGCACACUGUUAUUUGAAAUAGAUACUGGAGUACAGGACUGGGUUCGAGCCAAGUCUGAGAGGAUGUCUGGCAGCAUGUACAGAUAGCCUUGUUCCUGUUUUUAAAGAAAUCUUGUGGGAAAAGUUACACUGUUCAGGUGCAACAAUAGAAACAGCAUCCAUCUGUGUUAAGGAAAUAUAACCACUAGAAUGUGUUCUACAGAAAAAGAAAAGUAAAUUUCCAUCUACUUGAAUGUAUCUGUGUGUAUGUAGUAGAGAAAAUACAGUUCUGGGCUGAACUUUUUGGAAAAUUUGGGCCCAAAACUGCAGCUGAUAUACAGGGGUCUGGCUGCAGACCAUUCAUCUAUGAUGGCCACUGUCACAGACGAUUCAUCUGAGAAACCAUAUAUCUCAGGAAGGAGGUGCUGUAAUAUGCCGCUACAACGUAGUUCCAGUUUAAGAUUUUUUUAAUUCAAUUUUAAUCAUCAAACAAAGCCUGGAAGUUACAUUCAUAAAAUAAUCACAUUGUAGACAUUACAGAUUAAGCAACAUUUCAUUAAUAAAAGAGAGAUAAACGUCAGAGGUCUAAUCUGAGAUUAAAUUAUGUACAGACCCAUUUUAGAAGUAGUUACAUGAAUUGUGGCUUGCUUUAGCAUUGUUAGCUUAAGCUAAAGCUAACAUAGCUAUGAUAGCUUAGUAAUUAAUAUUACUACAUAAGCCAGUGUAGCUGCACUAGCUUUAGCAAGGUGAGCUUUAGAAAAGUAGCCAAAGUUAAUGUAGCUAGGUAGAUAACAUAUCUGCAUAGCUUAUAUGGUCGCUUUGUGGGCUAAGCUUAUGUUAACAAAGAAGCUAAAUUAGCUACAUAGCUCAGUUAUUCUUAGCUAAGUUAACUUUAGCAGGGUGAGCUUUAGCAAAUGUAGCUACAGCUUAGCUAUGUAAUAACAUAUCUAUGUAGCUUACAUAAUUGCUUUGUGAGCUUAGCUUAACUUUCGCUAUGUAGCUCAAUUAUCUAUAGCUAAGUUAGCUUUCGCAACAUGAGAUUUGGCAAAUGUAGCUAAAGCUAAGGUAGAUAGCCUAGCUACAUUAGCUGCAUUAGCUUCACUGCUAACAGAGCAAUGUUAGCUGCAUUAGAAUGGAGAGCUAGCUUUUUCCUGGUAGCAGACUGUUUACCGGGCUUUACUGAACAUUUUGUAACAAGGUUUGGCAAAUCAGGUUUUAAGUUUUGGUAUCCUAACUUUACCUUAAUCCUGAGUUAUGGAACAUCAGGCCCUGUGAUUAAUGCUUAGCGCCCCACAUGCCUAAAACCGUCACUGUCAUAUAGAUUCUCCAAUCAGAUUUUGGAGUCUCCUAAAUGAAAAUUUUCCUGCAAUGACUGUUUCAAUUUCUUUCAUCACAGUUUCUGUCAAGCUGUGUUGCUCCUUUAUCACCCACUAUUUUCACCGAUUGUUUACACAUUUACUUGCUAUUAUAUGGUAGCUAAGCUCUGUGAGCUGUGAAGUGGAUGCAAGCGAUGCACAGAAUGAUUGUUUUUCAGUCACGUGAAGUUAAUGCAGUGGGUGAUGUUGGUGGCUACACUUUUGAUUUAGACAGUCUCUGCAUUUUGUACGGGUCUAUAGGACACUACAUUUUCUUUAAAUGCUGUACAGGUAUUUAAACCGCCAGACACUUUAAGGUACAUUGUAACAAUUAUUUGUCCACAACCCAUGGAGUUGGUCUGUACUUCUGUGUCACCAGGGUACAAGAAGAUUUUGCUAACUUUUUUGGCUCACUUUUGAAAACCAAAUUUGGGCACAAAUGCUAAUAUUAACCUAUAUAAACUUAUAUUCUUGAAAAAAUGUUUAAGAACAGAACAACCAUACAAUUACUUAAACUAUGUCAAAAAGCAAGGGAUAUGCAUAGCAAAACAAUAUGAUAUCAGUGAUGAAACCAAACUCUGACGUCUACAGCUGCCUUUCCUCUUCUGAAGUAUAUUCUUGCAUUUCAACAGUAUUUUUAAAACUUUGCUUUAUAACAUCUUUAUGAUCAGAGAAGAGCAGAUAUGCAAAAAUGGUGCUUUCACUAUAAUAGAGCAUGUUCAAUUAACUGUGCAAUACAACCAAAAGCCAUAAUUGGUCAACAGGUUGAUUAUUUUAUGCGACUUAAGUAUAACCACUAUGAUGCAUCGCUGGAUAAUGCAGUCUUGCACCAUUUCAGGCUGGAGUAGAGUAGAUGUAGUCUGUAAAAACAUGAUUUAACUGUUGGGUCAAACUUUUUUAACCAAGCCAGUUUUAUUCAGUAGCAGCCUCUUUUCUUUGUGUUGUCUGUGUAUGCCAUGUACCGUGGUUAUAAACGUAAUGGAUGAUCACAGCACAUGUCUGUGACCUGAUGGUGUGGGCGUCACUGUGGGUAAAGUGGACACAAGUCCUUCUGAAACAUGGAUCAGGCCUCUGAGUGCUCUUCUCAUUGCUGCACCAUGGUGUAUAUCCAUUUAGCCACUUACUGAACCAUCAAUUAAGUGUAACUAAGAGUUAGAGCCUAGCUUAACAUUUCUGUGUUUCGCUCCACAAAGCUCAGCAGUAUUCAUUUCAAUGGAGAUUAAACACUUAAAAUGACAUUUCAGGAUUAGGUGAAUUGCUUUUCUGUUAAUGUGACUGAGGAUGAAAUCCCACUGAAGUGAAUGUUGAGUGUCAUUUAACUGAAACCAGUGAAAAGAAUGUGAAGUAGAUUUAAUUUAAAAACCAUCUCAAGUUUUCGUUUCAUAGAUCUGUAUCGUGAUGAAAGAGGAAAGUAGGCGAGCAGGUA
Messenger RNA from Cheilinus undulatus (humphead wrasse), 8910 nucleotides. It is a transcript of the gene pard3bb, whose product is annotated as par-3 family cell polarity regulator beta b. Gene Ontology annotation, molecular function: phosphatidylinositol binding; protein binding. NCBI's taxonomy places the organism in Eukaryota, Metazoa, Chordata, Actinopteri, Labriformes, Labridae. The transcript is spliced from 26 exons. The record is from RefSeq and is a predicted model, not a curated record. The coding region runs from base 1004 to 4579 and encodes 1191 amino acids. Gene Ontology annotation, cellular component: cell cortex; apical plasma membrane; adherens junction. Gene Ontology annotation, biological process: establishment of centrosome localization; establishment of cell polarity; microtubule cytoskeleton organization.